UUCCUGUGUGAUUUCCUGGGUCCGGCUUGCAGAUCUCGGCCCCAUAAUGGCCACACGUUUCUUGGCUAUUCCCCCUGACACCUACUUCGGGACUUGACAACUUGGAAGCAGUUGUACGGAUUGGGCGUUCCAUCGACGCGUGGAGAGCGUCGACAGUGGAGCACUCGAACGAGCGACGAAUUUCAACACUGAUUUUUUGGCAGCACGACAACUACUCGCAUGCAGUACUGGGCUAGAGCAAAAAUGCCCUAUUUGGAUUUAUGUUAUAUCCCUACGGCGGUUCCUACUCACUUGAUCACUCAACUAUACAUCUAUUCCAAAGACGCCAAAAACCAGCAACAAUUCACUUUCACUCAUUCUCCAAACUUCGUUCUCAAACUUAGGCUUCUCAUCGGCACCUAUUUGCCAUGAUUCUCUCCCCUUUGGUUCAGUGGCUCUUGGUUGCUGGCGCCUCAGCCAUUCCCCAUGCCGAGAACAAGCGCGCUGCGACCAGCGACGUUACAAUUUAUGCCUACGGCAGCACCAUUGCUGGUCGACCAAUUCUUGCUGAUUCAAGCGGAAAUGCCUACGUCUCCAACGCUGAAGUUCAGCCUGCAAACCUAUCUUCCAUUACAUGGUCAAUUUCUCCUAAGGGUACGGCUGACUGGACUGUGACCCUCAACUCCACCAACAGCACCACCACAACCUCGGGGGUGUUCUAUAUCAUUCCAAGCGAUGAUUCCUACGAGCCCGUAGGAUUUGUGAUUAACGGGACCACUCCAUCUGGUACCGUUACCUCGGGUUUCUUGACUUACGGUUCAGUCGUCCAGUACAAAGCUGACAGUGUCUUGACUUCGGAGUUUUGGGCUGAGGAAAUUGAGGGUACCGACCAAUACUUGAUAAAGUGGAAUGCGGAUGGGUCUCACAAGGAUGGUGCUAUCCCUGUCACUUUGCAGACUACGGGCCCCUCCUAGGUCAAGUGCAUGGUGCGUGUAGAUUGAUAGAAAGGGUGACGGAAAUGUCGAGAGGGGUAUACACAUUGGCUUAGUUGUAUGCUAUUAUUGGUAAACUUGG
This is a messenger RNA of Mollisia scopiformis, 1053 nucleotides long. RefSeq lists its product as uncharacterized. NCBI's taxonomy places the organism in Eukaryota, Fungi, Ascomycota, Leotiomycetes, Helotiales, Mollisiaceae. The transcript has 3 exons. The record is from RefSeq and is a predicted model, not a curated record. Bases 408 to 953 code for a protein of 181 amino acids.